UUUCUUCGUUUUUGUGGCAGCUAUCUGAUAAAAUGGAUUGAAAGCUUUUGAUUAGCUGGAGAUAGUAGACGGCUCGGAGCACUAUAAAAGUCGAAGGCAUUGCCAAGUGGGGCACAUUGUUGAGUCAAUAUGUUCAAGUUCGUGAUCUUGUUGUCGGUUGUUGCCUGCGCCUUUGGUGCUGCGAUCCCUGAGGGUCUCCUGCCCCAGCUGGAUGGACGCAUCGUUGGCGGCACCGCCACCACCAUCAGCAGCUUCCCCUGGCAAAUCUCGCUGCAGCGCAGUGGCAGCCACUCCUGCGGUGGUUCGGUCUACUCUGCCAACAUCAUUGUGACUGCUGCUCACUGCCUGCAGUCCGUGUCCGCCUCCAGCUUGAAGGUGCGCGCUGGUUCCACCUACUGGAACUCUGGUGGCACCCUGGUCCAGGUCGCCGCCUUCAGGAACCACGAAGGAUACAACGCCAACACCAUGGUCAACGAUAUUGCUGUCAUCCGUCUGAGCUCUUCCCUGGCGUUAAGCUCGACCAUCAAGGCUGUCGGUCUGGCUAGCUCUGCUCCCGCUAACGGCGCUUCUGCCUCCGUCUCUGGAUGGGGUACUCAGUCCUAUGGCUCCAGCUCUAUUCCAACCACCCUGCAGUACGUGAACGUGAACAUUGUCAGCCAGUCCGUGUGCGCUUCCUCCACUUACGGCUAUGGUAGCGAGAUCAAGAGCUCCAUGAUCUGCGCCGCCGCCAGCGGCAAGGAUGCCUGCCAGGGUGACUCUGGUGGCCCAUUGGUGUCCGGUGGUGUGCUCGUUGGUGUUGUAUCAUGGGGCUAUGGCUGCGCCUACGCCAACUAUCCCGGUGUCUACGCCAAUGUGGCUGAUCUCCGUUCCUGGGUGGUCAACAACGCCGGCUCCGUCUAA
Molecule: messenger RNA, 900 nt
Organism: Drosophila novamexicana
Lineage: Eukaryota; Metazoa; Arthropoda; Insecta; Diptera; Drosophilidae
Product: trypsin beta-like
Exons: 1
Coding region: 130-900 (256 amino acids)
Biological process (GO): proteolysis
Molecular function (GO): serine-type endopeptidase activity
Source: RefSeq, a predicted model, not a curated record